AUGAAUCUUGGGAAGGAAAAUCAUGACAGUAAAGAUGCUGAGCAAUUGAAAAUGGUGUUAGAGACUAAAGAAAUUUGUUUACAGAAACUAAACAAUGAAAACGUUAUUUUAAGAAGAGAAAAUAAGCGACUGAAGAACGAAAAGACAACAUUAGAAAAAGAAAAGGCAACAUCAGAAAAAGAAAAGGCAACAUUUGAAACUAAAAAGGUUGACACAGUAUCAUUAGUAUGGAGUAAAGCUCAAAGUCCCUUAAAUGAAGCAAGCUGGUCAUCCGAGAAACAGAAAGAGUUCGACAGUUUAAAAAUUCAACUUGACAAACUGGAGAAUUACAACGAAGUCGUAUUAAAGGCCAAAAAUGACCAAAAAAAAGACAACAGUAAGCUACGAGAAAGAAUACAACAUAUACAAAGGGACUUCGAGAAGAAAGCAAAUGCAUUUGAUCGAUUAUCAGGUGAAAUGCAGGAAACGAAAGAAGAAAUUGGUCAUUUGUUAAAAGAAAACAAACGAGUACUGCAUAUAUAUGAAAAGUUAAAGGAGAAACAAAGGAACGAAAUGGUAAUAGAGGAACACAUUUGUAAACUGAAAAAUGAAAUACAAGAUAAAGAAGAGAAAGUAAAAGAUCUAUCUCUAAAACUGGAAGAAAGAACAACGGAUACAAAAAAACUAAACGAUUUGCUGCAAUCAAAUAAACAAGAAAGAGUGAAAGAGAAGAAAAUGUAUUUGGAGGAAAUUUUUACGUUGAAUAAAGGAUUAGAAAAUUUGAGAGUGGAAAUUAAGCAAAAAGAGUCAACUCGAAACCGGUGA
Messenger RNA from Mytilus trossulus (common blue mussel), 804 nucleotides. RefSeq lists its product as uncharacterized. Lineage: Eukaryota; Metazoa; Mollusca; Bivalvia; Mytilida; Mytilidae. The transcript has 5 exons. The record is from RefSeq and is a predicted model, not a curated record. The coding region runs from base 1 to 804 and encodes 267 amino acids.